UACUUUGUAUAUAAGAAAACCUUAUGCAACAUUUUUAUUUAACAAUUCAAUCACAACAUCCUUCUUCUUCAAUACUCUCUUGAGCUUCCUACUUAGCAUCCUCACCACACUAGCUUCAAAUCAAUAUGAUGAAAAUAGUGCUAAAGGUAGAACUCUAUGAUGAUAAAAUCAAGAAAAAAGCCAUGAAGGCAGUAUCUGGUCUUUCAGGGGUUGAGUCAGUUUCUGUGGACAUGAAGGAUCAAAAAAUGACAUUAAUUGGAGACAUAGAUGCUGUUAAGGUGGUUGGAAAAUUAAGGAAAUUGUGUCAUGCUGAAAUGGUUUCAGUUGGACCAGCCAAAGAAGAGAAAAAAGAAGAACCAAAGAAAGAAGAAAAAAAGGAAGAGGCAAAGAAAAAAGAUCCAAAAGAGGAAUUGACAGAUCUAUGGAAAGCUUAUGAAUCAUAUCAUAAUCAAAUGAGACAACCAUAUCCUUAUUAUUAUUACAGAACUGUGGAAGAAUCACCUAAUGGUUGUGUUAUUUGUUAAUAAGGCAUUGAAAUUGAAAUAUUAUAAUUAAUAUUUGAGAGUAAAAAUAAAUGAGAACAAGAAAAGAAGUUGGAAAGUUAUGGUUCAUUUUGAUGAUAUUAAUUUUUUUUUUCUUCUUGUCUUGUUUUUAGUUUUGGGUUUUUUCUCUUAGCUAAGAAGAAAGGAAUGACCAAAGCAGGGAAAUAGGAUCUGUACAUUAUUUUGUGGGUAGCAAUAUUUUAAAUUUUUGUUGUCUUGAUAUAAUACAAUGUAUUGAAAGCUAUGAUUUUUUUUUUGAAAGGAAAGCUAUGGUUUGUUGUUAUCUUGAAAAUAACAAUUGAGAGGAUUUGUUUAA
Messenger RNA from Cicer arietinum (chickpea), 858 nucleotides. Its product is annotated as heavy metal-associated isoprenylated plant protein 39-like. Gene Ontology annotation, molecular function: metal ion binding. Lineage: Eukaryota; Viridiplantae; Streptophyta; Magnoliopsida; Fabales; Fabaceae. The record is from RefSeq and is a predicted model, not a curated record.